AUGGCGAGGCCUACCCCGACCAAAACUUGCCCUCGAUGUGGCAAAUCCUGCCCAGAAGACCAGUUCCGGUCUGAUAACGGCACUCGCAUGCUGAAGUUGUGUUUUCCGUGUCGAAAUAGCUCGAGGAUUUCGCAUAGGAAGAGACGCGUAAAGUUGGAGAAUGAGGCAAAAAGACGUGAAGAGGAAACGUUGAACCGGUUGAAGAAACGUCAUCCUGAACCAGCUCCAGCUUCAGCUUCAGCUCCAGCUCCAGCCCUAGCAACGCCUACGCCUGCCCGUCCUGUGAUACCCGCUCCAACUCCUGUCCCCCCCUCGGCUGCAGGUCGAAUUACCAGCCAAAAUCCCUCGCCUGGUCGUCAUCUGGCAGAUUUUCUAUCCGAAGUCAAGGGUAACAGCCGUGAGACACUGACUCCAGCUCCCACUGUCUCCAAUGAUGUGAGUUGUAUCCAUCUAUCGCUUUUUGACCUACCAAACGUUGACAAAGAGGGGAUUAGCCCAGAAAAGAAGACCCCAGAACUCCCUCUCCAUUUCCAGGCCAAAAAGCGCCGGCUCGAAGCAACUGCAUUAUCGGCACUUCGCGCCAACGAGAAGAAUUCCCAUCAGCAUCUUCUUUCGCUUUUUCUUUCUUCGCCAACAAAGAUGGAAGGAGAUAUCCAGGCUGCCAAUUUAAACACCAGUAAACCUGCUAUAGGAGAGAAGUCAAGCGCUCGGAGAACUGUUAAGGAGGAAAUUUUCCAGCGCGUCGCCUCUGCUGCUGCUGCUGAUGAUGAUGAUGAUAGAGAGGCGACGGCACCUUUGGGUACACCAGCGCCGGAUGUGGAGUAUGAUAUUCAGGUCAAGGAUCAUGGGGAGGAAGCAGAUGAAGAAGAAGAGGAGGAGGAAGAGGAGGAAGAGGGAAAAGAGGAAGAAAAACAAAACCCCCAGAGACACAUUGUGUGCAGAUUUUAUAUCUACACUGGUCGUGCCUAGAUCGUUGUUUCUGUAGAGGGAAGAUUCAAUCUUGUUGCACGCUGGAGGAUGAAAGUAAGGUCCAUUGGAGGAUAUGGUCUGAUGUAUGCUAGGAUAUGAAGUGAUUGUCCGUUGAAGAGGAACGAGACACAGUAGAAACUGAUUUACUGUGUACGUACCUCAGAUGAGGCUUCUCGGACAGCUCACCUACGAUGGUUCUUUCCUCCGUUAGUCGACUCUGGCCUUCUAUUCUCCUGUCCAAAAUAUCUUCAUUUUGAC
Messenger RNA from Aspergillus ochraceoroseus IBT 24754, 1227 nucleotides. RefSeq lists its product as uncharacterized. The record is from RefSeq and is a predicted model, not a curated record. The coding region runs from base 1 to 969 and encodes 322 amino acids. Lineage: Eukaryota; Fungi; Ascomycota; Eurotiomycetes; Eurotiales; Aspergillaceae. The transcript is spliced from 5 exons.